AUGGAUGUUUGUGAGUUAUCUAGCCAAAGACCAAUUAUCGCUUCAGGUUUCAUUGAAUUAAACAUCAACUGUUCUUUGUUUGUUGCAAAAGCAAACUACCUCAUCAAACAAACUGCUUCAUCAAAUAGAUUCCAGUACAACCGAGUAAAGAAGCUGACGUCUGAAACAUUCAGCGGGUCGGCAGAACUCAUCACAUUAGACUUGGAGGGCAACGAGCUAUCAACCAUUCCAAAUUCAGCCCUCCGAAAACUUUCGAAACUUCGCGCGAUGUCCUUGCGAAACAACCGCAUUCACGACAUAUCGCCUGGGGCGUUCAGUGGAGUUUCGUCGCACCUCAAUUAUUUGGACCUCGGUGAGAACGGCUCACCUAUCGUCAUACGUAAACAUGCCUUUUGCGGUCUCGAUCGGCCACUGCCAGAACAAACAGCGCAACAACUUCACCAGCAUGUCGCACUUGAUGGCAGUCAGAUGAAGCAUUCGCAGCAGCCACAACAUCCACAACUGCACACGCAACAGCAGCAUGCGUCAGAUUAUCCAAUGAACAGGAAGUCGGCGAAACAUCACAAACCCCAUCAAAAUCUGACCUAUAUUCAUCGACUGCAUAGCCAAAGGCGACGUCCAGAUCUAAAUAUUGACAUCUCAUUGGUUGGCAUGAUUUAUGCAAAUGAGCAGAGGGAGGGGUUGAUUGAACUAUAUUUAGACCACAAUGGCCUGAGACAUUUUGACAUGUGCCUGCUGAGAAGCUUAUGGACCUUGGAAGUGCUUGACUUAGUCGGUAUGUUCAACAACUUUUUUCAAGUUUCACGUUUUUAA
Helobdella robusta is the source of this 813-nucleotide messenger RNA. RefSeq lists its product as hypothetical. Gene Ontology annotation, molecular function: protein binding. The transcript is spliced from 2 exons. Bases 1 to 813 code for a protein of 270 amino acids. The record is from RefSeq and is a predicted model, not a curated record. Lineage: Eukaryota; Metazoa; Annelida; Clitellata; Rhynchobdellida; Glossiphoniidae.